Stylonychia lemnae is the source of this 1401-nucleotide messenger RNA. The record is from the annotation of a GenBank genome assembly. Lineage: Eukaryota; Ciliophora; Spirotrichea; Sporadotrichida; Oxytrichidae.
AUGAAUAAUUGUAAAACCACUAGGAAACUAUACUAGCCACCACACAGCCAAUUAAGUAAUUACGUUUAAAGUCCCUAAACCUUGUUUAAUGAAGCGGAAUAGCACAAUCAUUCUCAAGCAUUAAAUGAGUCUAGUUGCAUCGAAGAUUAAAUGCACCAUUAGUAUAGAAGAGAAAAGUACUUACUAGAUUAGAUCAGAUAGCUGAGAAUAAAAAAUGAAGACCUUGAAAAUAAAUAUAUUGGAGCACUUGAAGACAAUAAAAAAUUAAAGAAAAGAGAUUAAUCUUAGUAUUCAUUCAUUGAAAAGACCACUAACUUUACAAAGAAUGAUUCUAAAAAUAUUAGUGCAGUAAAUACAAGCAGAAAAGAUUAAAGACAGAUGAGGACUAUUGAUAACGGCAGAGGGCAAUCUAUAAAAGUCACUCCAAUCAGAGGAAAUAGAAACAACUAGAGCAUUGGCUAAGAAGUAUUUCUGAUCUAAGACUCGGAUAAAAACAACGAAAAUUUAGAUGAUCCUAAUUCCAGAAGACCUUAAACUUAAAAAGCUAAUACAUGUAUCACAUCUCCUAAACAACUAAACUUAUUUAACUUCAAAAGUAAAAGCAAAAGUAAGAACUAAAGCAGUUUCGAUCGUAAGUAAACAUCAACGAUUGAUUCUACUUAUCCAACUCAACCUAACCAAUAAAGUACGAUGGAAAGUAACUAUCAACCACCAACUCAUUGUAUAAAUAGAUAGAUGAGACGAGAAUGUUGCAAAUUAAAGCAAGAGUAGAUGGAAAGAGACAAGAGAGAGAGAUCAUAAAUGUCUUCUAGAUCUAAUAAUUCUCAAUCAAGGUCUAGAAUGAAUUAGAAGUCAGCCUAGCCAGCCAAAAAUAAUCUAUACUAAGGCUCCUCCUAAAGCUAAAUAUCUGUUCUAUCCAACAGAAUAACUAAAGCCCCUGCUGGUGGUUUUACUGCUUAAACUGCGAAUUCUACUUUGGGAUCUUAGCAUAAUCAUCAAAAUCAAUGCUUUGAAGAAAUCAAUAGCAAUACAACCACCUGCCACAAACCUAAGCAGACUCAUAUCAUUUAUACAUAAGGUAUCUUCUCAUAAAAGAAGUAAGUAAAUGAAAAUGAUAGAUACUCUCCAAAUAAGGAUUUGUCUUAUUGCUUGGAUGAUAAAUAUCUCGAGGAAGAUGAUGAGGAUAAUAAUUUCCUACAAAAUAAUAGGCAAGCAAAUGUCUUUUAGGAAAAUAGAAUUCUUAAUUAUGAUGAUAGAGAUCGAUGUGAAGAUCAUGAUAACUUAAUAUAUAACGAUGAUGAAGAUGAAGAAGAUGGUUGGAAUAGGAAAAAUCUUAAUAGAAAAAGUGGUCAUUUUCAAUAUCAAAAGUAUCAGCACAACUAGCCAAUAAGAUUUAAAUGA